This is a messenger RNA of Fusarium poae, 426 nucleotides long. RefSeq lists its product as uncharacterized. The record is from RefSeq and is a predicted model, not a curated record. The coding region runs from base 1 to 426 and encodes 141 amino acids. The transcript is spliced from 2 exons. Lineage: Eukaryota; Fungi; Ascomycota; Sordariomycetes; Hypocreales; Nectriaceae.
AUGACCUUUCCCAUGACGACCUGGUGCGCAUGGGAGGCCAAACAGACGAUGCGUGUGCCAGCACUCAGCGCCGAUAUUCGAGACGCCAUCGCAGGUUAUCAUAGCUCUUCAACGGGCGGUACCGUCGCCUUUCACAAGAUCCUUGAGACACGAGUUUUACUUGACGGCUUACCAUCCCACGUCCACGGCGAGGAGCAACAUCCGACUAAUGCUCGGGCGCCUAAAAUGGUAAUUUGGAUGAUGUCGUUCUGCGUAUUCUUGUUCAACUGUUUUUGUUAUGCCACCACUUCGUUCCUCCUCGUCAAGGUUGCAGCAACAUCAGUCUUCGUCCUACUGGUCCAAGGCGACGUAGCUCGCAAAGACCACCAGUCACUUGAAGAUAUGCUCAACGUCUCAAAUCAAAUCUUACCUCCGGAAAUAUUCUGA